GUUUUCGCCGCGCGCGCAUCGAACCGUCCCCAAGUUUAGGUCCGUCGCUCCGGCUCUUUCUUAAUUCUUUUGCUCCAGCAGGAAUCUCCUCUCAGCCUGCCUGCCGGCAACUCCAUCCGUUCUGCGGUCGGCGCAGGCGAGAAUGCCGGCGGCAGAAUUGAUCGGCUUGGCAGCACUGGGAUGGGUGGCAUCUCCCGCCGUGGCGAAGCUGCUCAGCGAAGGCUUCACCAGCCUGGGCAUGAUGAUGAUCAACACGGAGAAAAGGCUGGCCAAGCUGGAGUCCACCAUAUUCCCGGUGUUCGAGGUCGUGCUCGACGCCGCGGAGCGGAGCCCGCACCGAUCCAAGGUCAUGAAGUGGCUGCGCAGACUCAAAUCCGCUUACCACGACGCCGAGGACGCGCUGGACCUCCUCGACUACCAACGCCUCAAGCGCAAGGCCGCCGCCGCAAGCAGCCGUCGAAGGCGAAGAAGCAUUAUUACUAUUGCUCGGGUGCGCUCGCUCUUCCGUCCUUUAUUGAGAGGCAGUCGGAAUGUGCUAUCAUCUCGAAAGAUUAAGCUGAUGCGCAGGCUGAGCAAGCUGGAAGCGAUCGCCGGCGAAGCCGAGAAGCUCCGCGAUCUGCUAGGCGUGCAGCCUGUUCAGACGGCAGCGCGCGACGGCCGGCAGACCAUCUCGCUGCCUCCGCGCGGGGUGUUCGGUCGCGACAGCGAUUGCGAAGCGAUCAUCCGGCUUUUGGAAACGAAGCACCGGCAGGAGGGCGUGCCUAUAAUCCCCAUCGUCGGUCGCCCGGGGGUCGGAAAGACUACCCUCGCGCAGUACGUCUGCGAGCGGCUGACGAGCGAAUUCGGUAACAAGCAUUUCGAUCUUGUCGUUUGGGUCUACGCAUCUCGGAAUUUCAAAGCGUCCGAAAUUAUGAAAAACAUCAUACAACAAGCCUCUGCCGCAAGUGAGCCUCAGAGUCCGGUUAAUCCGAACGAUCUGCCCGCGGUGAUCCGCGCCCAUCUUCGUAACCUCGACAUGAUGGCCGUGGACAACAUCGACAGCGAUGAAGUGCUGCAGCGAAAAAUGGACGAAAAGUUGAACUCGAAGAAGUUCCUGCUUGUGAUAGACGAUGUUUGGUGCGACGGAGAAGACCACGCGCAUAAUUGGGACACUCUGCUCAGAUGUUUGAGCAAAUGUUCGCCCGGGAGCAAGAUUUUAGUUACAUCUCAAACAAACGAUGCGCCGAGAAAGAUGGGCGCCGCUGCGGAGAACAUUUAUGUUCUCGGAGAGUUAGAGGAGGACGACUUUUUGGAUCUUUUCAUUCACCAUGCGUUGAACGGCGAGGGGAUCGAUCCUUGCGUGCGAGAAGAUUUGGAAAAGAUAGGCAAGACGAUCGCCAGGAGGUUGGAUAGAGAUCCUACGGCCGCGAAGAUAGUCGGCCUCUGCCUACAAGACAAGCUGCAGGUGAGAUAUUGGACAGAAACUGCAGAGAAGGACUGGUCCGACGACAAAACCAAAGCAUUGAUGUGGAGUUAUCAGCAUUUGCCCGCACAUCUGCAGCGCUGCUUCGCGUACUUAAACCUGUAUCCUAAAGGCUACAAGUUCAAAGAUUUAGAAGUCUUUCAGUUCUGGAUGGCGCAGGGUUUCAUCAAGCCGGCGGAGCAGGAUGCGAGGAUGGAGGAUGUGGGCAGCCGAUACCUGAAAGAGCUGGUCUCCAGAUUCUACGUUCAGUCUCACGGCAGCUACUAUACGUUGCACGAGUUACUCUAUGAUCUAGCCGAAAAGGUUACUUGCGACGAUUGUCUUAAAAUAGAAGGUAAUCAUCAAAAGAAGAUCCCCGCAACUAUACGCCAUCUGUGCGUACCGGCUAGCAAACUGAAAAUCAAUCAGGAGGAGAUUUGCAAACUAAAGAAACUGCGCACCCUGAUCGUCACAAGCGGAGAAGAAAGCAUCGCCUCAAAAGGAAAGGUUGCGACCGGCAUCUUCAAGAGCUUGAAAAGAUUGCGUGUGCUGGUUUUGGAGUUGAAUCUAGAAAAUUUGGCAGAAUUUAUUAGUGAACUGAAGCACCUUCGCAUCCUGCAAGUUCCAGAUAUUAGCAAGUUUGUGUUGCCAAAGUCGGCGUGCGCUCUUUACCAGUUGCAGGUGUUAAGGAUAAAAAGCGCGAGGUCGAUUCCUAAAUGCCUUGAUAACUUCGUCAGCUUGAGGUAUCUAGAGCCUCCCGACGUUCCCGAUAUCGGCAAGUUAACUUCCUUGCAAGGCCUAGAAAUAUUUCAGGUGAGAAAGGAAAAAGGAUACGAACUGGCGCAGUUGCAGAACUUGAAUGAACUUCGAGGACGCUUGCGCAUUGAUAGUCUUGAGAAUGUUGAGAGCAAGGAGAGCGCCAUUGCAGCCAAUUUGAAAGAAAAGAAGUAUCUUGAUAUGCUCCAGUUGGUAUGGCGCGACGGUGAGGAUAAUGUAAACUCUAAUUUGGAUGUCGAAAUCCUUGAAGGUCUCCAGUUGCCCCCCAAUCUUACCAGCCUGAUUUUAGAUGGGUAUCGGGGACGGUCGUGUCCGUCUUGGCCCGAACAUCAAACAUCCGAUAUUCAAGAACUCACGCUGGAGCGGUGUAGAAUGCUCGAAGAGCUCCCGCCGAUGGAACAGCUUUACCCUUCUUGCAGAUCACUUGAGCUUUGCAAUCUUUCUAAACUUAAAGCAUUACACACCCUUCCCCCGAGCCUUAGAAAACUCACAAUACUUAUUACUCCAGUCCUCACCUUUGUAACAAAGGAAGACCUGCAGAUGAGCCAAGAGCUGAAGGCAUCCAUAAAGCAGGUCAUGAGAAACAGGAUGCAGAAAUGGUUCCCACGCCAAAAUCAGGAGGACUUAGUCCCCAAGGGAAGAGAAAUGAGGGAUUUCUUAGUCACAAUGAAUGGCUCCGACAAUGACGCUAGCUCUCCAGGACAUACUAGUAUACCUGCCGACAUAGAUAGAUGGUUGCGAUUACAUGAGCAAAAAAUGGAAUUAAUUUACAGCAGACGAAAUGAGGCCAAACUGCUUCUGCCCUCUACCCUCACCGAGCUCUGGCUUGAGGAAUGCAGUAUUACUAACCGCGCAUUGUCGGCGUGCCUACAAAACCUCACCUCUCUUACCACGCUGUCGUUAGGGGAUAUCAGAACGAUAACCCGCCUACCAUCUGCGGACGUACUUGGCAAGUUAACAUCACUCCAGGCUAUAAUUCUACGGGGGUGCUGGGCCGUCACUUCGCUGGGUGGUAUCAGAUCCCUUCCCCAUCUCAAAGAACUCUACCUAUCCGGAUGCCCCUGCUUGGAUAGUAAAGAUGCUUUCCUGCCGCCCUCGUUGGAGUCUACUGACUUUCUUUGUUGUGCAAAUGUAGAUGACAUCUUAGCAAAUGCAGAUUUGCCACGUCUAUCUCGUCUUACGAUUACUCAGUGUCAUAUGCGAACGGCAUCGUUACAGUUCGGCAACCUCCCAUCUCUUCACUCCUUGCGUGUUGGGCAUUGUCCUGGCCUCUCAUUCUCAGUGGAUGUGCAGAAACUGCACUCUCUAGAGUUUCUCAUUCUGCAGAACUGCACAAAUCUACAGGCAGUGAUGAAUUUACCCAAGUCACUCCGAAGUUUAGUAAUACGCGGGUGUCCGAUUUUAGAGAAGCAAUCUGUAAAGAGCGAUUCAGGCGUACAUAUGCUUGGCGGCGUCCCUGUAGAGCAGUAGAAGACAGCUUCCCUACAUGUUUCUGGGAUGUAGAACAGACUUGCGUAUCGUAUCGCCUUCCGGUUCUUACGAAUUUGCUUGUCCAUUUAAGACAAAGCUUCCAAUCCCUGAUCUUCUUAUUCUUUUUUUCCUACUUAAAGUGCAAAUUUUAGUCACAGCCUCUUGACGAAUCAGCAAAGAUCAUGAAGCUCUUCAAACUUUUCUACAUUUUGCCUGUGUUUUUGAUAUUAGGUUUAAAAUGUUGAACUGUUUUUGUAAGCUACUCAUUUAAUUUUCUUCUUUGUUGGUUUCCAGUCAUUGCGUGUAUAAUUUGGUUCUAUGACUGGAGCUUUAGAUUGUUGGUGUUAUGAUGCAAUACCUACUGUUCUAUUCUAUAAUCGCUGUCCUUUUCGAAUCUUUAUGCUAAAUCAACAUAAUUCAGCUGAGUUA
This is a messenger RNA of Ananas comosus (pineapple), 4117 nucleotides long. RefSeq names its product putative disease resistance RPP13-like protein 1. NCBI's taxonomy places the organism in Eukaryota, Viridiplantae, Streptophyta, Magnoliopsida, Poales, Bromeliaceae. The record is from RefSeq and is a predicted model, not a curated record. Gene Ontology annotation, molecular function: ADP binding. The coding region runs from base 143 to 3688 and encodes 1181 amino acids. The transcript has a single exon. Gene Ontology annotation, biological process: defense response to other organism.